Molecule: messenger RNA, 1170 nt
Organism: Mizuhopecten yessoensis (Yesso scallop)
Lineage: Eukaryota; Metazoa; Mollusca; Bivalvia; Pectinida; Pectinidae
Product: carbohydrate sulfotransferase 4-like
Exons: 4
Coding region: 1-1170 (389 amino acids)
Biological process (GO): N-acetylglucosamine metabolic process; sulfur compound metabolic process
Molecular function (GO): N-acetylglucosamine 6-O-sulfotransferase activity
Source: RefSeq, a predicted model, not a curated record
AUGACGAAAUGCAACAAGGUGACCAUGAGCGUUCUCUGUCUGUUUGUUUUAGCCAGUAUCGGUAUAAACAAGUAUUUCAAUCCAUCAGUUUUCGUGAAAAAAGAGUUUGAAAAACUGAGUUUUCAAGAUACUAUCAGCGAAAUUCCGCACGUGACACCGAAGGUUACUAAAAUCCUGGUUGUAGCAUACAUGCGGAGUGGUUCGUCCUUUACUGCCGAGUCACUACAGCAUGGUCCUGAUGUUUCGUUUUACAGCUUUGAACCCCUUUUGAACGUCGUUAAGGGUUCCAUAUAUGCGAUGGACUGCAAAGGUAGUAAUUGUAGAGUGGUGAACCGGACGGAUGAAUUGUCUCAGACGACUGCUUCAAUAAUCAAGAACAUAUUUGAAUGCAAGAUGUCAGCCCUUCCCGAUGAGGCGUUAUAUGCAUUUUCUGUUUUCUCGCAACUUCGUGAUCAUGGGAGAUUGAAAGACUGUUUCCCAAAGCCCGAGGAGUUUAAACAGAUAACGAACAAUACAAGGUUAAGUAGCAUGAUGGAACGAAAAUCACAAUGUCUUUCUUUUCUGGAAUCCAGAUGUCGAAAUUCAACAGUUCGUGUUAUCAAGACAAUUCGAAUGUCGUUACAUUUGUGUAAGGACCUAUCAAAGACAAUAGAAAAUAUGAAGAUACUUCACUUAGUACGUGACCCGCGAGCUUCGGUCUACUCACGCAGAAACCUUGGUCUUGAUUUCAGUAAUUCAUUAGUUAAGAUAUUAUGCAAUAGGAUGUCACAUGAUAUUGAUGAAGGUCAGCUGAUAGGGUCUUAUUUUCCCGGUCGGUUUUAUUCACUUAGAUAUGAAUGCCUAGCACGAAAUCCGGAAACAGUUUUAAAAAAACUGUACAGCGACAUGUCUUUAGAAUACGAUUCAGAGACUGAGAAAUGGAUGCAGCUAUAUAUGAAAUCUCAGAAUCGCGGCCAAAACGGUUACCAAGUCUUCAAAUCUAAUUCUUCCAGUCGAUCUACCAAUUGGCGCUUGAGAAUUCCCUAUAUAGACACUCUGAACAUCGAUUCACUGUGCAAAGAUGUGUAUACAAAGAUAGGAGCGCGUUCAUUCAAUUCUGCGAUGGAACUUGAAAAUCUAGGAAUGAGUGAUAUGUAUGUUACUCCCUAUACCGAACGAUAUUGUAAAUAA